Messenger RNA from Rhagoletis zephyria (snowberry fruit fly), 1030 nucleotides. RefSeq names its product CDGSH iron-sulfur domain-containing protein 3, mitochondrial. The record is from RefSeq and is a predicted model, not a curated record. Gene Ontology annotation, cellular component: mitochondrion. Lineage: Eukaryota; Metazoa; Arthropoda; Insecta; Diptera; Tephritidae. Gene Ontology annotation, molecular function: 2 iron, 2 sulfur cluster binding.
GCAACACUGAAAAACAUUUGUGUACUGUCAAAAUAGGAGAAUAGUCAAUAGAUUAUAAAACGAGCCAAUUGUAGAUUAAAAGAAAGGAAAAACCUUGUAAAUAUAUUUUUAAUUACAAAAUGUCGAUUUUAAUAAGAUGUGCGCGGAUACGGCAAGUUUUACUGCAACGGAUGUAUUCAUCUUCCAAGUCUUCUAAUCCAUCAACAAACACUGAGGUUAAAACGAUACCCAAAAACUUACUCGAAGAUAGUCAAACAUCCCAUCUGCAAGCAGAGAAUGGUGCUAUCUUUGACAAGAAGCCAUUCAAAAUUCAUUUAGAAGCGAAUAAAAUUUAUAGCUGGUGUCUAUGUGGAAAAUCGAAAUGCCAGCCAAUUUGCGAUGGUAUGCAUAAGAAUGAGUUCUUAAAAAUAAAGUUACGACCUGUACGAUUUCAAGUGGAAAAAACUGGUGAUUAUUGGCUAUGCAAUUGCAAGCAAACCAAACAUCGCCCUUUCUGUGAUGGCACGCACAAGCAAGCGGAUAUUCAAGCCGCUGUGCGAUAACUAAACCGAAUAUCUGAAAAUACCUACUUUUUAAUGAAUUAAAGUGUAUUCAUUUAAGUGUUUCUUUGUUUAUUAUUAUCUCUGCAGGCGUCCAAAAGCAAUAAAAUAUCGAUACGCAUGUUUUUAGAUGCAAGCAACAAAUGUAUAUAUAGUGUAUUUUCACUUUUAUAUGUUGGUUAUACUUUAUACAUACAUAAUAUUUACUUAUUUUCUAUAUUCCCGCGUUUUAUGUAUUAUAUUUUGUUAUUAAAUGAGCAACACUUCUCAUAUUAUCAGAUGAAUGUCUAUAGUUAUGCAUGCAAAAUAUUAAUAUCUUAAUAAUUUGUAUAACUCAAGAUCAAUAUAAAGGCUUCAUUCAGUUCUUUAACAAACAAGUAACAAAAUACGUAUUUACAAAAACUCUUGUUUUUUCAAAAAGUUGAUGUUUAUACAUCUUCAUAACGUUACCUUUAAUUUUGGUGACUACUAAAAAAUUAAAAAACAAAAAA